AUGGUACCAACCUUCACGAAUGUAGUAGCGAGCUUGGCCUUGGUGCUCCUUUAUUCCCUUGCUCAAGUCGUCCGGUCUCAAUCCUUGUCUCUUCGUCAAUGGGCAGGAAACGAGAACCAAGGAAGUAUCAUUGGCUUAACCAGCAACGACAAGCCUCCUCCUGAUGCUUUUGCGAACCAAGAAGUUAGGCCCCCCUUCAUUGGCAACGAUCGCAAUUUCAACAGUGGCGAUAUCCGAAACGGAAGUGUUCGAUUCUUCCGCAAGGAGCAGGGUUCGAGUGCAUCACCUUCGAACGAAUUGACCAACCUUACCUUGUUUGGAAACUCAUUAGGAGGUGACUUUGGCCAUGCUAUCUCCCUUUCCGGGGAUGGAAAUCGAGUGGCAAUUGGUGCAAUAAGUUCCGGAAAUGUAGGAAGCGUAUCUGUCUACGAGAUGGUGAAUGAGGCUUGGGGACUUCUGGGUGUGAUUCCCGGUGAAGUAGUGGAUAGUAUAUUCGGCUAUUCCGUAUCGCUUUCCAAGGAUGGAUCGAGGGUGGCUAUUGGAGAUCGGUUGAAUACUCGUCGUAAUGCUGGUUAUGGUCGAGUCUACGAAUGGAAUGGUUCAUCAUUUCUAAAAUUGGGAGCCAAUAUUGAUAGAGAAUCAAUAAGUGGGGGAAAAACGCCCAGUGAUAUUGCACUUUCGGAAGAUGGGUUGGUUGUUGCAAUUGGCGCCCUUUGUAUAGACGUCGGUUUCGGUUCUUACUUUACCGGGGUUUCGGUGGCUCUCUCUGGCGAUGGGAACAUUGUCGCAGUUGGAAUAAACAAACGAGUGCAAGUGUUUGAGUGGAAGGAUGCUGAGUGGAUCCAAGUUGGCCAAACCUUAAAAGACUUAGGGGGACAAAUCUAUUCUGGAGAAUCUGUUUCCCUAUCAUCUUCUGGUUCUGUUCUUGCGUUGGGAUCCGACAGGGUCGCUCCACAGGUGUACAUAUUGGCGGAUGGUACUUGGCUAGAACUAGGUGGCAUCAUCGGCAGCUUCGGUGGCCAUCUAGUUUCACUAUCCAGCGAUGGAUUUACGCUUGCAGUUGGGGAUUGGAGAUCAGAUUCUGUUUCCAUUUACAACUUGAAUGAACUCUUGGAGACCACCACUCCGACACCAAGCCCCUCAGCAAUCUCUGGACCAACCAUGGCACAUCAUCCAUGA
Molecule: messenger RNA, 1179 nt
Organism: Cylindrotheca closterium
Lineage: Eukaryota; Bacillariophyta; Bacillariophyceae; Bacillariales; Bacillariaceae
Source: the annotation of a GenBank genome assembly